AUGGCCACCCCCCUUGCCCUGGUCAGAGACCCACAGAGGGUGCUGGAAGGGGCUGGGGGCUGGGAGGAGGGCGGGCCUCCUUCCCGCCACCCCAGCAUGAAGCCCUCAGAGGCCCUGUGUCCACUUCCACACCUUGGUGCCUGCGGACCAGCUGGCCAUGACCCCCCACGGGAAUGUCCCCGAGCUCGGUACUCCCUGAGCACGCUCAGGGCUGGGGAGGUGCGGCCGGGCCACCCACACUCCUUCCCUGCACCCUCCUCAGCACGCAUCCACGAGAAGGCCGGCGCCAUGGCCCAGCUCGCCACCGCCCAGCCACCGCGAUGCCGGCGGAGCCCGCACACCGAGGCGCCGACGGAGAUCCCUCUCGAGGCCGUGACAGAGUUCCUGGAGAUCAUGGAGGGGCUGCUGGGACCCGGCGUCCCAGCUCAGGGGCUGCCCGGCGGAGAACGUGGGGAAGAUAGCUCCAAGCUGCCACAGGGAGAGGCGGGCCUCUAUCCAGACCCGGGUCUCCUGACCUACAUCAAUGAGCUUUGUGCCCAGGAAGACUUUCUCAACAAGGUGGACGCAGUGCUGCACCCACGCUUCCUGGCGGAGUUGCCCUGCCCGGAAGCCCAGCUGGAUCUCUUGGCCCUCGCUGAGGAGCUGCAGCAGGAGGAAGGACUGUCCUUGGCACAGCUGGAGCAGAAGCGACUCCUGGAACUGAAGCAGGAGGAGGGUGUGCGGGGCCCCCCGAGUCACGGCACACCCCGAGCGGACUCAAGGCCUUCUGGCCCUGUGGCCAGCCAGGAUCCCCAGAGGCACAGCCACGGCCCCCAGGUAGGGGCCAGCGACCAAGCCUUCCCACCAGAGGCUGGUUGCGGGCAGCGCCAGGCGCACAGCCGAGGAGAUGCUGGUGUGUCCGGGCCCAAAGCCUUCGCUGCCUCUCCAGGACGCCAGGAGCCCCCUCCCAUGAAGCCUGGCUGGCGGCCCCCUGCCCCCCAGGCUUGGUGCCACACUUCCCCCAGCCUGGGGCCCAGACUCGCCACUGCUCCGGGAGAGACCUGUCCUGCUCGGGAGCCCCUGGGGCCCACGGGCAGGCCCAGUGAGAGCGAGGAGGAGCUCCCCAGCCUGGCCUUCCUCCUGGCCUCUCAGCACACGCUGCCAUCCUGGGGACUGCCCCAGAGUCCUACUCCGGGCUCAGACCUCCUCCGCCGUGGAGUACCCCAGGCCCGCUCUCCCCACAAGCCGGGCCUCAGCCCCGCUGGCCCUCCAGCUGGCAAGGCCAGCAGUCGGGCCCCGCGUGCAGGCCCAGCCCCUGCUGGGAAGACACCCCUGCCAGGGGCCAUCCUCAGGGUCGCUGGGGCUCCAGCGUUGGCUCUGGGGCUGGGCCGCCCCUCCCAGCCCCAGAAGAGAAGGGGGGACCCUUUCAUCACAGGGAAGGGUAGGAAGCGGCCCUGCAGCCAGGAGGGAGGAGCCGGCCCUCCAGGGCAGCUUCGGGCUCCUCCACAUCCCAGUCCUGAUCCUGGCUGCUAUGGCUCCCGAGAGCCCACCACCCCCAUAAAUCCCCCGCCCCACCCCUGCUCUCCUGGAGGCCGCUUUUGGGAGUCCCCAGGACACAGCGUCAUCACAGGACCCCAGUCGUCUAAGGAUGGCCGCUGCUUUGGCCCUGUGCCCUCUGCAGCACCAGCCCACUUUCUGGACAGAGCCUGCAGACAGCAGUUGUCCAGAGGGGGGCCCUCCCUUUCUCGCUGA
This is a messenger RNA of Manis pentadactyla (Chinese pangolin), 1731 nucleotides long. Its product is annotated as NUT family member 2B-like. The transcript has 4 exons. Lineage: Eukaryota; Metazoa; Chordata; Mammalia; Pholidota; Manidae. The record is from RefSeq and is a predicted model, not a curated record. The coding region runs from base 1 to 1731 and encodes 576 amino acids.